Molecule: messenger RNA, 984 nt
Organism: Blepharisma stoltei
Lineage: Eukaryota; Ciliophora; Heterotrichea; Heterotrichida; Blepharismidae
Source: the annotation of a GenBank genome assembly
AUGGAAGCAAACCCUAACUCAGAGGAGGCCAGAAAGCGCUUUGAAGAGCGAUACGAGCAGAAUGGUAAUUAAUAUCCAGUAAAGGAUUUACAAAAAUCCAAAGAAGAUUUCCAGAAAAAGAGGUCUGAAGAAAUGAACCCAGAUGAGUGCGUGGCCAAUUUCGAUCUAAGAUUUGCUGAAAAAAUCCGCGGAAUCAGAGAAAAGCUGCAAUCUUUGACAAGAGAAGACCCAGUAAACGAAAGAAUCGAAGAGCUCCGGAGAGAACUUUUGACUUGUUCUGAGCUACUGAACCAAUCCGUCCAUUUUUUAAAUUCUUACACAAUCAUGCAAGGGCAAUUCCUCAUUACUCAGGUGCAGGACGAAAUUUCUAGCACCCAGCAGAACCUUGCCCCAAGGAAGAAAUUUGCCUUUUCCAAGCGUGCAGCUAAAAAAGAAAACACAAAUAGCAAUUUGGAGAUUAAACAAGAGGAGAAAUCUCAACUGGUGCUUGAAGGGAUCAGGGACCAAGCUGGAGGAAUCUUUUAUAAAACUCCACAAGAUAUGCAAGGAGUCAGUAGUUAUCAAUUGCAGAACUUAGAGAACUGUGAAAUUGUCAUAUCAGCUACUUUAAAUGCAAUUCAUAUGGUCGGGCUAAAAAACUGCCAUGUGUUUGUAGGAGCUGUUUCUGGGGCUGCCCAUAUAACAGACUGCACAGACUGUGUCAUUAAUGUAGCUUGCCAUCAAUUGAGGAUUCAUCAGACUCAUAGGUGCCAAUUUUACGUAUUUGUGGCGACUGGGCCUAUAGUGGAAAAUGUAAGUGGGCUAGGAUUUGGGCCGUAUAGGUUUAGGUAUCCAAAUAUGGAAGAACAUUUUGAGAGCUGUGGGUUUAAGGGGGAAAGCCAGUAUGAUCAAGUCCAAGACUUUAAAUGGCUGAGAAAAGAGCAUUCUCCGAACUGGAAUGUCAUCACAGAAGAGUUUUACGUGCCAGUAAAAGAAGUAUCUUAG